Pristis pectinata (smalltooth sawfish) is the source of this 1230-nucleotide messenger RNA. RefSeq names its product 4-galactosyl-N-acetylglucosaminide 3-alpha-L-fucosyltransferase 9-like. Gene Ontology annotation, molecular function: alpha-(1->3)-fucosyltransferase activity. Lineage: Eukaryota; Metazoa; Chordata; Chondrichthyes; Rhinopristiformes; Pristidae. The record is from RefSeq and is a predicted model, not a curated record. Gene Ontology annotation, cellular component: membrane. The transcript is spliced from 2 exons. Bases 1 to 1230 code for a protein of 409 amino acids.
AUGUGGAAAAUCAGGGAGACUUCCAGUAUCCCUUGUGACUAUACCUGUGGGAAGAGUGUCCAGCUGCAGCUCCUGACUGACUGCAUCCAGCAGCUGAAGCUGCAGUUGGACUUGCUCAGGAGCAUCCCUGAUACUGAGAAUAUCAUAGAGAAGAGCUGUAGACACAAUAUGAUAACAGCACCGAAGAAAGGAAUGUUGCACAUCUUUUUACGUUCCAUCAUUAUUUUGGGCUGCUUUUUAACCUUGGUUAUGCUGUAUCUGAAACCAUUUCACAGCUGGAAAUAUGGACCCACAGAAGAUCUCAACAUAAAGACCCUUUUUAUUCCCUCAAAGAAUAAAACCAUUGUGCUUAUUUGGCUGUGGCCUUAUGGUCAGGCAUUUGAACUCAAUACUUGCAAAUUAGAUUUUAACAUCAAUAAUUGUUAUUUAACUGCAGAUAGGAAACUGUAUAACAAAUCUCAUGCUGUCCUGUUUCACCACUGGGACAUCAGAAGGGACUUGGCCAACCUCCCCUUACAACCUCGGCCAGCUUUCCAAAAAUGGGUUUGGAUGAAUCUGGAGUCACCUACUCACACUCCAAAGAAGUAUGGCCUCGACCAACUCUUCAACUUGACCUUAACAUAUCGACGGGAUUCAGAUAUCCAAAUGCCUUAUGGAUCUUUAACAAGGAGCAAAGUUCCAUUAGAUUUUAAAUUGCCAAGUAAAAAUGUCCUGGUAUGUUGGAUUAUAAGCAAUUGGGACUCCGAACAUGCCAGAGUGAAGUAUUACUAUAUGCUCCGCAAAUAUGUGAAAGUCGCAAUUUAUGGUCGAUUCCUCUGGCAUCGCCUAAGUGAUGAUGAUUUGAUUCCAACGAUAUCUAGAUGCAAGUUCUACCUUGCCUUUGAAAACUCGAUACAUAAAGAUUACAUAACUGAAAAACUCUACAAUGCUCUACUUGCGGGUAGCGUCCCGGUGGUCCUGGGUCCAUCCAGGGAAAACUAUGAAAAUUACAUUCCAGCUGAUUCCUUCAUUCACGUGGAUGACUUUCUCUCACCGAAAGAGCUUGCCGAUUACCUUCACAUGCUGGAUGAUAAUGAAGAUUUGUACAUGAGCUACUUCAAAUGGAGAAAAUACUAUGAAGUGAAGAUGACUCGUUUCUGGGAUGAACAUGCAUGCUCUGUCUGUGAAAAUAUUCAGCAACAUAAAGAAGAUAAAUCCCUCUCCAGUUUGGAGAAAUGGUUUUGGAAUUGA